Molecule: messenger RNA, 647 nt
Organism: Tribolium madens (black flour beetle)
Lineage: Eukaryota; Metazoa; Arthropoda; Insecta; Coleoptera; Tenebrionidae
Exons: 2
Coding region: 128-565 (145 amino acids)
Source: RefSeq, a predicted model, not a curated record
AAAGAACAAAUUAAGUACGAAACGUCGUUUACAUCUGGAACCAAUCGGUCGGAUAGCCAAUCUCCACGUUUCUAUAAAGCGAACUCUGGAUGAACUUUAACUAAUCCAGAUCAAAAAGCCUAAAACCAUGCACGUGAAAAAGAUUCUAAUACCCACAAUAAUCGCCCUUAGCUUUGUCGGUCUUUGUUAUGGCCAAGAUGAGCCGGCUCCUGAUCCACCAUCUAAGGAAUCAGAGGAAAGUCCUGUUAACGACGGCGACACUCCUAAACCUGCUCCUGCUCCUGCAGGAGAUGGAGAUAAAGCCCCACCUAGUGACGGUAAAGGCAAAGAGGUGAAACCGGUCGCGAAUGAGUCUUCAAAAGUGGCUUCUCCGAUUACGCCCCCGUUGCCACCAUCACCGUUUACAGUAAUUCUGAAAAUCAUUCUUCCGGGCUUGGAAAUUCCGGCACCAUUGGCACCUGUUGCCUUGCUUGCUUUACUCGUGGGGUUUUUUACACCAGAGGUUAAUGUCAAAGUUAUUUCGUUUCUUCUGGCUGUUCACUUUUGCUCUGAUAUAGACCGAUAGGGUCGGUGAUUUGUAUUUUAUGGGUGAAUUUAAUGGAAUGAAAAGAAAUAAACAUCAAGAAUUAUUUUCUUGAUCAUACAUA